UGACUGCGGCUGCAGAGCCUACGGGCACCAUGGGUGACAUCCCAGGGAUUAUUAAUAUCAGGUUUUAACGGGAAAGUACUGGAAAUGGCUGAAAGGCUGGAGUGGGUGGAGAUCAUCGAGCCGCGCACGCGGGAGCGCAUGUACGCCAACCUGCUGACGGGCGAGUGCGUGUGGGACCCGCCGCAGGGCGUGCGCAUCAAGCGCUCCGGUGACGACCAGUGGUGGGAGCUGUUCGACCCCAACACGUCCAGGUUCUACUACUACAGCGCCGCGUCCCAGCGCACCGUGUGGCACCGGCCCCGCGACUGCGACAUCAUCCCACUUGCCAAGCUGCAGACUCUCAAGCAGACCGCCGACGGCGAGCCCAAUGCCGCCUCUCCGCCACGGCAACAGCGCCAAGCUCCCCGCCGCCGACGCGCCUCUGCUGACAGUAGCCCUGGCCGGGGCAGUGCUGUCAGCACCUCCUCCUCGCUGGACCAGGAGCUGGCAGACAAGCAGAGCACCAUCACCACUGCAGAGGGGGAACGGACAUCCCCAUUCCGCUGGAAUACUGGCACCAAGGAGCGAAUGCUGAUCAAGGUGACAGACCGCGACCCCAGCUUCCUGUCCCAGCAGGAUGACGGCUUCAUCCCAUGCGAGGGGGGCGUGGGAGGCCCCUCUGGGGGGGGUGGCGGCACCCUGUCCUGCUCCCGCCGCUCCUCGGGGAACCCUGACCCUGACAGCCCCCCCGUACUCUACCCCGACCGGCGCCAGUCUCCCUUCCUGAAGAGGGCGGACCUGCUGGGGUCACCAUUGUCACGUGGCGAGGGGGGGGGCGGCCCCUUCCGCCGACCCUCCGCUGACUCGCAGCCGCCCUCCCCCCGUUAUGGCUAUGAGCCACCUCUCUACGAAGAGCCGCCCCCGGAAUGCCAGGCCCCACCCAUCUACGAGGAGCCGCCCGCUGAUAUGCGCAGCGAAGCUCUCAAAGCCUCCCCAGCAUCCCCAGCCCGCAAACCCCAACCAUCCUCCUCCUUCUUCCACUCCCCCAAGCAGGCCCAGUCCCCCUACCAGCAUCUGGUUCUGACCAGGCAGCGUGGCUCCGAGGCAGCGCCCACCCUGGAGUACAGCCCGGCAGGCAGGGAGUAUGUCAAGCAACUGGUGUAUGUGGAGCAGUCGAGCUGCAGCCCCCGCUUCCGCACGGUGGACCGGCCAGCCCGCUACCAGGCAUCAGCAGGCUAUGGUGCCCCUGGUGGCUCGCACACGCUACAGCACAGCCAGUCGCUGAUCCGUGACCCGCGCUCACUUCCCGACCCCGAACCAGGUGAAGCGGCGAGAAGCGGCCACCAGAGGGCACUGUAUGAGGACGCCGCAUCCUGGGCAUCCGUGCCGGGCCAUGGCGGCUACUCGCCGGGCGGCCACCGCAAGCGCAAGACCCGCAAGCCCUCGCUCCCGCCAGAGGUGCUGGCGCACUGCGGGGAGGUCGUGGUGGGGGGGCCGGACUCACCCCGGGCGUUUGCAGCUGACGUGGCAGCGGCUCAGGCACGGUUAGCCUGGGAAGCGCAGCAGGUCCACCUGAUGAAGCAGCGCAGCAGCUGGGAUUCGGGGCAGCCUGGUGGCGGCGGCGGCGGCGGGGGCGGCGACGGGUACGAGAGCGAUGGCGCUGUGCCACUGCCCCUGCCUGGGCCUGUGGUGCGGGCCUUCAGUGAGGACGAGGCACUGGCCCAGCACGACGGACACCCCUGGAAACGUGGCGCCUUUGAGAAGCUGGGCUUCCCCCAGGCGUUGCUCGAGAAGAGCCUGUCCAUGCAGACGAGCCUGGCCUCCCCUGAGCCCUUCCUGCACCCCUCGCAGUCGGAGGAUCUGGGUGCGUGUGCCCAGUUUGAUGCCCUCAGGAACACCCGCAACAUGAUGGGCAGUGCCAGUUGUGGGGUUUUCCCCGAGUUCAGCCUGCGCAAGCCAUCCUCCGAAACCGACAUUGAGAACUGGGCAUCCAAGCACUUCAAUAAGCACACGCAGGGUCUGUUCCGGCGUAAGGUCUCCAUCGCCAACAUGCUGGCGUGGAGCUCCGAGCCCAUUAAGAAGCCCAUGAUCGUCACCUCAGACCGCACCGUGAAGAAGGAGGCCGUGGAGAUCUUCAAGCUCAUCCAGAUGUAUAUGGGUGACCGGCGCACCAAGCUGGAACCUCUGAGUGUGGCGCUGGAGAUCGUGGUGCGCGGCUGGAGCUGCCAGGGCCUCCGCGACGAGCUCUACAUCCAGCUGUGCCGGCAGACCACGGAGAACUUCCGCUACGACAGCCUGGAGCGCGGCUGGGAGCUGAUGGCCAUCUGCCUGGCCUUCUUCCCACCUACACCCAAAUUCCACUCCUACCUGGAGGGAUACAUCUACCGGCACAUGGACCCGCUUAAUGACACCAAGGUGAUGCAGCACAUUAGCCAGCUGCUGGUGGCCUGGGACCAGAGGAGGCACAGACUGCGGCGGAAGGGCAAGUGCACCGGGGAGCCGGCCGAGGGCGUGGCCAUCAGCAGUUACGCUAAGUACUGCCAUCGCAAGCUGCAGAAGGCUGCUUUGACGGGUGCCAAGAAGGGCCUGCAGAAGCCAAGCCUCGAGGAGAUCGCCCACGCCUGCACCGCCAUCUUCAGCCCCUCCAUGUUCGGCAGCACGCUGGAGGAGGUCAUGGCUCUGCAGAGGGACCUCUACCCCGACCGGCAGCUUCCUUGGGUGCAGACGCGCCUCUCCGAGGAGGUGUUGGGCCUCAAUGGAGAUCAGACCGAGGGCAUCUUCAGGGUUCCCGGUGACAUCGACGAGGUGAAUGCCCUGAAGCUCCAGGUGGACCAAUGGAAGGUGCCCACAGGCCUGGAGGACCCACAUAUCCCAGCCUCCCUGCUCAAGCUGUGGUACCGGGAGCUAGAGGAGCCGCUCAUCCCUCAUGAGUUCUAUGAAGACUGCGUCUCAAACUAUGACAGUCCUGAGGCCGCUCCCCACGUGACGCAUGUCUCUCUUUCUCUCUGUCUCUCUUUCCCUCUCUCACCCAUUUGCACCUGCUUCCAGGUGUUCGCCCAGCCCGCCAACGUGGCCAUCACCAAGAUGGACAUAAACAACCUGGCCAUGGUGAUGGCGCCCAACUGCCUGCGCUGCCAGUCGGACGACCCGCGGAUCAUUUUCGAAAACACGCGCAAGGAGAUGUCCUUCAUCCGCGUGCUGAUCCAGAGGCUGGACACCAGCUUCAUGGAUGGGGUCCUAUAGCUGAUGCGACACACACACACAUGCACACAGGGUCCUGCAGGGUCACACAUAAGCAUGUGCACGGAGGAGCAUAGGGUCACGUGAGUAUGCACAAGAGCGGAUAUUCACCUUCCCACCCACACACACACGCAAACACAAAAGUGCCAUCUUUGAUAUUAACAUGUCAAGACAAAAGCCGAUAUCAAAGACACAGAACAUUGUUUUCCAGAAUGCAUCCACAAGCACAUGCGCUAGUAUUGCAAUAUUGUCGUUGUGUCACCAAACCACAAAGGGACAGUUGGACACACAGACAGGCAGGCAGGUGACUCCGAUUCCAGUUCUGUACCAACCCUAUCCUGAGGGAAGCUGCUGUUGUACCCUUAGGUGGGCACUUGAUCUGGACUGUCUUAGCUGAAAAGGGUCUGUCUAAAUAUGAGAUUUAAGGAGUGACUCACAGGCUUCUGCAGAGCAGAAAUAACGUCAGUGAGACAGGAGGACACUUUCUGUAGGCUUUUAAUGGGGGAGGAGGAGCUUCCGUUACUUCCAAGGACCAAUGCUGUCGGAGGAAUUCUGCAGGAUUCCCUCUUUAUUUCCUCCCGUAGUUUAAGCUGUUUAAGUACGAUACAACAGGGUGGUGUCGGUAGUUUGGUUACCGAGGCCCGGUGGGUCUGCCGUAAAGCCAAGCUCCAGGUUUGCUCAGGUUCCAGGACCCCCAGCCUUCACCUGGGCCCGGCUUGCGUUUGCUGGGUCAUCGAAGUGGUAGCUUGAAUCGUGGGUCAGGUUUUGACUGGCACUAUUAAGCUCAUAGCUGAAUUUCACUGCUGCCUGCCUUAUACCGUCCUGUCAGUCCUAGCUAAUCGGUCACCGUCUCACAGCCUUGAUUCAGUUAUCUGACUCUAUUCCCAGAUACUCCUCCCCAACCCAUAUCCUGAUAUCCCAUUCCAUGGUGUGCUUUAACAUCCCAUAUCCUGAUAUAUCCCAUUCCAUGGUGUGCUUUAACAUACUAUAUCCUGAUAUCCCAUUCCAUGGUGUGCUUUAACAUCCCAUAUCUUGAUAUUCCAUUCAAUUGUGUGCUUUAACAUCCCAUAUCCUGACUUUCCUCUGUUCUGUUCCAUUACAUUCCAUGACUCACAUUUUUUUCUCAUAGUCAUUCCAUUCCACUUCCAACACAAAGCUACAAGUAAACUGCCUUAGUUUAUGAUGUCGUUAACAGUUACGUACUUAGUGACAAGAGUCCAUAAAGUUUCGUUUGAACUGAGUGAAAACUGGUCUGAUGGUUUAAUUAGCACCAGGACAUAGUGAAAUACAGGAAUCAGCUAUUUUACAUGACAUCACAAAGUACACGGAAAAUAUUUUUAAUAUGUCAGAGUGAAAAUAUAUUAACUGCCACUUUUAUGUAUAAGAUUUAUACAUUUAAAAGGUGUUUCACAGUAUGAAUAUUCAGAAAUGAUUUUACAGGAAACCUGCAUAGUAAAUCCACAGUUAGUAUAUUUUGGACUUCACGUUUCAGAAAUGGUUUCAUACAACAUAUUUCUUGUACUGUUCAAUGCGCCGUUACACAGCGGAUUUCACUGAAAUGCCCCAUCUAGUCUGCUGGCCAGUCUGCCUGAUAGUGAGACAGCCAGGUGUCUCGUGAGCCUGUUUAAGGUGAUUAUGUGGUAUGGAUGUCAUUUUUCUAUUGUUACUGGAAUUGUUUAUAAGAUUGUUGAUUUUAGGAGGGUUUUAGUUUUUUUUCAAGGACUGUUUAGUUGAUCCAUCUUGACUGAGCUCUGGCAAAUGCAUUUUUAGCAUGUGAGAACUUCUCAUGGUUUCAUUUGGCUACGAUCCUAUGAUGUGUGAGAAAACUCCCAUGUGUGUCCUGGAGUGUUUCACUGGGUGUCAAAGGCAUCACACCUGAUUUUACUACAUUGAAAUAUAAAUGGGAUGGGGAGGCCCCGCCCCUGCCUUUUUUCUUUAGAACCUGAUUGGCCAGCAUAGCCCCACCCACAUCAUAGCCACACCCCACAAAUUAGGAGUAGCAUUAUAUGUCAGGUGGGCUGCUCUUGUUAUAAAAUGAGCCUGACAGGUUUAUGUUUAUUUAAAGUUAUUUACAGGCUUGUAAAAAGUAAAUCAUCUGUGAAUAACACAUGUAAAGAAAGUUUAAACCAACACAAGUCAUGAGAACAGGGUUUAGAUCUGCAGAUAUGAAGUAAAUAAUGUGUUAUUGUAUGUUCUUGUUAAUAUAUGAAAAAUGAAGAGUUAAAGAGAUAUGAAUUGAAAUCUAUGCCCUUGUGGGUCUUUAGGAGUUGUAUUUGAAUAUCUACAGUACUCCUGUAGAAAUUUUAAGGGCCAACCCUGAAUAUCUGGCAGAGAUGGGACCCUGGUACCGUUCUGUUCAAAGUCGCAGGAUGUCUUUUCAGUGUGUAACCUGUGUGUCUGCCAUUGAUCUCAGAGUCGCCAUAGCAACGCACAUGUGCCACACAGUGCCUGAGUCUAAACUGCUCCCUGUGCUGGUCUAUACAUCUCAGUCUGUACAAUAACUCACUUAAGGGGCGCUGGUUGUGGUGACAGGGGUGGGGGGGGAUGCAGAUUUUGGGUGGGGGUCCUCACAGCUUGCAUCCGUGGGGUACACUGAUGCCUCGGAGUCACCAGUCGGUUCCAUGUUUUAAACAAAAACAGGCAACAGUGUAACAAGUUAGAAAUGUAACAGGAAAAAAAAUCUUUUCGCUUUUUAAAAUGUUUCCAAAAAUGUUUGUGUUAUUUAUUUAGUAUAUUUACUGUACUUUUUUUAUUCUGUCACUCCUGUUGAUGUUCGUUUGACUGCCAAUGCCCAUAUUGUUAUGACAUAUAUAUAGUUAAUAUUGAUUAUAUACAGAAAGGCAGCAGAAAUACACCCCCC
Molecule: messenger RNA, 6079 nt
Organism: Paramormyrops kingsleyae
Lineage: Eukaryota; Metazoa; Chordata; Actinopteri; Osteoglossiformes; Mormyridae
Source: RefSeq, a predicted model, not a curated record